This is a messenger RNA of Lathyrus oleraceus (garden pea), 979 nucleotides long. RefSeq lists its product as uncharacterized. NCBI's taxonomy places the organism in Eukaryota, Viridiplantae, Streptophyta, Magnoliopsida, Fabales, Fabaceae. The transcript is spliced from 2 exons. The record is from RefSeq and is a predicted model, not a curated record. Bases 183 to 599 code for a protein of 138 amino acids. Gene Ontology annotation, molecular function: zinc ion binding.
UUUUUAUUUCAGACGUGGCUUUUUAAUUUUUUUAUUUUCACAUGUGAAUCUCCAACAUGGCAUAAAUUAGAAAUUAGGGUUCCCUUCCCAAAUCCAUCCCCCUCUCUCUUCGUGAAAUCUCAAAUCCCUACCCCAAAUCCAUCCCUCUCUUCAUCCUCGUCCGUGUCCCCUUCAUCUGGGUUAUGGGUGGCAGCAAGGCAUCUUCCACGAGUGAAGUUGGAAACGGCUUACCAAGAUGUGGAUGCAAUGAAACCAUGAAGUUGUUCGUCUCCAAGUCAAUUGAAAACCCCGGUCGCAAAUUUUGGAAAUGCAGGAAUUAUAUGAAUGGGUGCGGUUUAUUUUUGUGGGAUGAUUUGGUCAGUGAGUUUGCAGUGAAAGAAACCAAUCCGUCCGGAUGCCGCCAAUGUGAAGUCAACAAGGCUUAUUUGAUUGAAUUUGCUAAAGAGAUUGUUGAGGAGAUAGAUUGCAGAGUCGGAAAGCUUAACAAGUUAGAAAAACUGAAGAAAAAGAUUGCAAUGGAAAAGAGGAAAAAUUUAUGGUUAAUGUUUGUAAUUGGUCUGUCAUGGAUGUUGAUAGCAGCUAUGGUUAAGUUAGUCUAAUGAGUCUGUCAUGUAAUUGUUAUGUCAUUAGUGUUUUUCAGCAAUGCAAUGAGUCUGUCAUUGUUGUAAGAUUAGUGCACAGAUAUCUGAGUGAGUAUUGUUGUAGAUAAGUAGCUCCAGUGAAGUAUAAUGUUCUGUCAAGGGAAAACAAGUUGUUCUGUUCUGCUUCUAAGUACAUGUUUGGAUUAACUGUGAUCUAAUCUAGGUGCAAAAUCACAGUGCAAUUGAAAUUUCUGCAAAUGCUGUAGGAGGACUAUUUUAGUUAGAUUUUGAAACAUGGAAAUAAUGGUUGUUGUUAAAGCAAAUAUGUAGUAGAAAUGAAUGUCAUUACUUGUUUAUGUAGAAUUACUCGUUAUCAGAAUAUAUAAAACUAUCUAUUU